Messenger RNA from Lathyrus oleraceus (garden pea), 624 nucleotides. RefSeq lists its product as uncharacterized. The transcript has a single exon. Bases 162 to 410 code for a protein of 82 amino acids. NCBI's taxonomy places the organism in Eukaryota, Viridiplantae, Streptophyta, Magnoliopsida, Fabales, Fabaceae. The record is from RefSeq and is a predicted model, not a curated record.
GGUCCAACCUCUCCUUCUACCUAUAACCAUCUAUAAAAAGGACUUGUCCAUGCAAAUCAUUUCAAUUCAACAAUAUUCAUUUCAUCAUCAAAACAUUUCUCUCGUUUUAUAGGGUAUCAUUUGUUACAUUCAUUUGUGUUCACACGAAAUUUGUUCAAAAGAUGGAUAGUUCCUUAGGUGACAUGUUGGUUAAGGUGGUUGUGUUCUUCCUAGUCCAAGCUUUGGUGUACCUUAUCCUUUCAAAUUCAUCAAACAUAUUCUCCAAGGAUAUCAAGAGAUCAAACAGCUUCAAGCCGGCGCGUUCCCUCAGUAUUCGCCGGAUGUUGGCUUUGCUUUCCGAUUUUCCGCCGGAGGGAGAACCUUCUCCUUCUUCUACAAAGAGUCCUCAAUCACAGGCUACUCAAAGUUAGAAUGAGUAUUGUAUCAUCACAAAUUUGUAAAUUAUUUAUCUUAUUGGGAGUGUAGAGAGGCUAUUACAAAAUUAGUUAAACAGUAAUAGCUCAAUUAUUGAUUUGGGGUAUUAAAUUAUUUUAUUCAUUUGUUUUUUGUUUUUAAAAAUAAACUAGGAUGUAAUAUAUUUAUGAAUGUAAUUGGAUUGAUAUUUAAGUUUUAUUAAGAACUCAA